Molecule: messenger RNA, 315 nt
Organism: Cladocopium goreaui
Lineage: Eukaryota; Dinophyceae; Suessiales; Symbiodiniaceae
Source: the annotation of a GenBank genome assembly
AUGGAACGCAGAGUAGGGCAAAUCUUUUGCGGAUUGGCUUGGAGGCUUCCGACGCUCUCUGGGGACCCGGGACCCCCUAGUAGUACUGAUGGCACAUCGCCUUCACAGCCAGAGUUGAGCUUUGUGGUGGAGGGCGCCGCGCAUGGUCAAGGCUUUUCUGCGAUGCCACCGGCGGCCAAUACGCCAGAUUUGUUUCAAGUGGCCCAAGCGAAGGGCAAGGAUUCCCUUGUGGAUUUGGUAAAACAAAUUCGUGCCCGAGAGAUGCUCAUACUGGAUGCGUUGAGGAAGCGGGCAGAAGCGCAGAACGCGCAUUGA